GGGCGGAGUAGACUGGCCGUGCGAGGAGAACCCGGGGCCCUCCGGUCGUGCUAGCGUGAGAUCCGGCGUCUGGUUUCGGGCCGGCGGUCGGCUCGAUGGUGCGGGAGACGGGGUACUACGACGUGCUGGGGGUCAUCCCGUCGGCCACCGAGGCCGAGAUCAAGAAGGCCUACUACGUCAAGGCGAGGCAGGUCCAUCCCGACAAGAACCCCACUGACCCCCUCGCGGCCCAGAUCUUCCAGGAGCUCGGCGAGGCGUACCAAGUACUCAGUGACCCCGCACAGCGUCAAACAUACGACUCAUAUGGGAAAUCUGGUAUUUCAACGGAAACAAUGAUUGAUCCGGCAGCUAUUUUUGUUAUGCUAUUUGGUAGUGAGAUUUUUGAGGAUUACAUUGGUGAACUGGCGAUGGCAUCCAUGGCCUCACUCGAUAUUUUUGGUGAAGAUGAACAGAUUGAUGAAAGGAAGUUGCAAGACAAAAUGCGUACUGUACAAAGGGAAAGGGGGGAAAAACUAGCAGAAAAACUGAAGAAUAGAUUGAACGUUUAUGUUCAAGGAAACAAACAUGAAUUUAUCCAGAUUGCUGAGGCUGAGGUGUCGAGACUUUCUGAUGCAGCAUAUGGGGUUUAUAUGCUGAGUACUAUUGGUUACAUGUAUUCAAGACAAGCUGCCAAGGAGCUUGGAAUAAAAGCUAUCCUUUUGAGGGUUCCGUUUAUAGCUGAAUGCUUUCGAAACAAAGGUCAUUUUAUUAAAUCCCAAGUGACAGCUGCAACAGGUGCAAUAGCUCUUAUGCAGUUGCAGGAAGACUUAAAGAAGCAUCUUAGUGCGGAAUGUAAUUACACCGAGGAGGAUCUUGAAGCUUACAUGAAGAGUCAUAAAAGUGUUAUGGUUGAUUCGUUGUUGAAGCUUAUUGUUGCUGAUAUAGAGGCAACCCUGUCACGUGUCUGCCAAAUGGUGCUUCAAGAUAGUAGUGUUAGGAGGGAGGAACUGAGAGCUCGAGCUAAAGGAUUGAAAACUUUAGGCAAAAUAUUCCAGCGUGUUAAGCUCAACGUUGAAGGGGAAGCACCAACAGUGCCGAAUACGAUAAAUAAUUUUGAUGAUAAUGAUCCUGCCUUUGGACGGUUGAACUGUCUGAAAACACUGUCAAAUGUUUGUGGAAGGAUGCUGCUGAUCAGGUGUAUAUGUGGGAAAUUUUGAGAACAGAAUCAGGCAGGGAUUCAUCUCACCUUUUGUGCUAAAAAGUAAUCGAUGGCUUGCAAGUUUUAAUCCUGAGCAUGUUCAGUUCCUCCAUCGCUCAGCUCAACUAUGAAAUGAUGUAUCUAUCCGGUCCAGACUUCAGAUCUGGAAAUCAUUUUUUUAGCACAAACUUGAUUUGUAAACAGAUGUCUCAAAUAUCAAUGGUGUAUGCUAUCAUUUGUUGAUAUAAUUUAUGAUUUUGUAAUUUUUACUA
This is a messenger RNA of Lolium rigidum, 1449 nucleotides long. Its product is annotated as chaperone protein dnaJ 10-like. The record is from RefSeq and is a predicted model, not a curated record. The transcript is spliced from 11 exons. Bases 96 to 1196 code for a protein of 366 amino acids. Lineage: Eukaryota; Viridiplantae; Streptophyta; Magnoliopsida; Poales; Poaceae.